This is a messenger RNA of Chara braunii, 1264 nucleotides long. Lineage: Eukaryota; Viridiplantae; Streptophyta; Charophyceae; Charales; Characeae. The record is from the annotation of a GenBank genome assembly.
CGGUUGUUGCAGGGAGGGACGGUCGAGGCGAUGGCGCAGCCAUGAAAGGAAAAGUGCAAUGGGGAAGGCGCUGCGAGACGAGUGUGAUUCCACCACAAGGGCGGCUUCGGUGCAGCAAACGACCAUCACGAGAUGGGUGAACAACGCAGCUCAAAAGAAGUUGGACAUUGGAUGGGCGGAAGCAAUGUUCCACGCGGGAAUCGCGUUCAAUUUUUCGAACUUGACACCACUCUCAAACUGCACGAGGUGUAUUUGGAGGUGGCUAGCGCACAACCAAAGCGGCAAAUCGGCAGUACUUGGAAAUCAAACGCCCACGUGCAGAUUCUCAACGACCUGCGAGAGUUCCACAAGAAACCCACAGGGUACAACCCCUGGCGGAAGGACUCGAAGAUGUGGGAUGGUGGUGCGGCCACAGAUUCUAACACCAUCUCGUUGUUGGAGUGGUGGGCAACUCAUGGCGGCGAUGUGUUGGAGCUGCAGGCCAUUGUCAUGAAAUCCGGGAAGAACUUGAAGGACCACGGCUACAUCGACUUGUGGGCGCAGUUCUUCGAGUCUCUUCCGAAGCCUGAGGUGGACGAUGGUUCUAUUUUGAAGGACCCUGUGGAGGAGAAGGCCAACACAGAGGAAGAGCUGGGGCGGGAACGGGCCUUCAUCAAGACACCGAAGGGCUGGAUUCCAAAGAGCCUCGAAGAUGAGGAGGAGUGCACCGACGACAGUGACCUUGACGACGAGAUGUGGUUGGAGAGCGAGAAUCGGAGCCAGUGGGGGUAUGGGCCGUCCAAAGGAGGAGAAAGAAGAGGCGAUGGGCCAGAGGCAGAACACGAGACUGGCCAGCCAGGGAAGGAAGAAGAAAAGAUGGAGCAAGAGGAGGAAGAAGAAAAGGCUGGCAUGGUGCAGCGAGAGGAGGAGAUGGAACAGGAGGAAGGGGAGGGCACGAAACAGCAAGAAGAGGAGCUGGAGGAGAGUAAGAAGGAGCAGCAGCAGGAAAAGACGGAGAACAGCAAGGAGGAGCAGCAGCAGCAAGCACCGACUACCGUGUACAGGCGUCGGAAGCAAAUUGUGGAGGCUGCUGGGUCACCGGAGAAUUCCCCCGACUUCCCAGCCAACAAAGCGGAAGCCCCUUGGGAGGAAGAGGAAGGCGCCCCGUGAGGACGAACGGCCAAACUUCCACGUGGCAGGCCAACGUGACCGCCGGUCCGGCUGCAAAGCCAAAAAAAAAAAAAAACAGCGGUGCAAGCCUCGCAAACAAAUUGUUGAGGAUGAC